This is a messenger RNA of Nestor notabilis (Kea), 2037 nucleotides long. RefSeq names its product Cbl proto-oncogene B, E3 ubiquitin protein ligase (gene CBLB). Gene Ontology annotation, biological process: cell surface receptor signaling pathway; negative regulation of epidermal growth factor-activated receptor activity. The transcript is spliced from 12 exons. The record is from RefSeq and is a predicted model, not a curated record. Gene Ontology annotation, molecular function: SH3 domain binding; receptor tyrosine kinase binding; phosphotyrosine residue binding. The coding region runs from base 1 to 2037 and encodes 678 amino acids. Gene Ontology annotation, cellular component: plasma membrane; membrane raft. Lineage: Eukaryota; Metazoa; Chordata; Aves; Psittaciformes; Psittacidae.
AUGGCCAAUUCCCUCAACGGCCGGAACCCGCGCAAGGGACGGAUCCUGGGCUUCAUUGAUGCCAUUCAGGAUGCUGUGGGCCCCCCUAAGCAGGCAGCUGCCGACCGGAGGACUGUGGAGAAGACCUGGAAGCUUAUGGACAAAGUGGUAAGAUUGUGCCAAAACCCAAAGCUUCAACUGAAAAACAGCCCACCUUACAUACUGGACAUUUUACCUGACACUUACCAACAUUUGCGACUUAUACUGAGCAAAUAUGAUGACAACCAGAAACUUGCACAACUCAGUGAGAAUGAGUAUUUUAAAAUCUACAUCGACAGUCUCAUGAAAAAAUCUAAACGGGCUAUAAGACUCUUCAAAGAAGGAAAGGAAAGAAUGUACGAGGAGCAGUCACAGGACAGGAGAAACCUAACGAAGCUGUCCCUCAUCUUCAGCCACAUGCUAGCAGAAAUCAAGGCUAUUUUUCCAAAUGGCCAAUUCCAGGGUGAUAACUUCCGUAUCACCAAAGCUGAUGCUGCAGAUUUCUGGAGAAAAUUCUUUGGAGAUAAAACUAUAGUGCCAUGGAAAGUGUUCAGGCAGUGCCUUCAUGAAGUUCAUCAGAUAAGCUCUGGUUUGGAAGCAAUGGCUCUUAAAUCAACUAUUGAUUUGACCUGCAAUGACUACAUUUCGAUUUUUGAAUUUGAUAUCUUCACUAGGUUAUUUCAGCCAUGGGGUUCAAUCUUAAGGAACUGGAACUUCUUAGCUGUAACACAUCCUGGAUAUAUGGCAUUCCUCACAUAUGAUGAAGUGAAAGCAAGGUUGCAAAAAUACAGCACUAAGCCUGGGAGCUACAUUUUCAGACUGAGUUGCACUCGCUUGGGACAGUGGGCCAUUGGAUAUGUGACUGGUGAUGGGAACAUACUGCAGACCAUACCUCACAAUAAGCCUCUGUUUCAAGCUUUGAUUGAUGGCAGCCGGGAAGGAUUCUAUCUGUUCCCUGAUGGACGAAGUUAUAAUCCUGAUUUGACAGGAUUAUGUGAACCCACACCACAUGACCACAUAAAAGUCACACAGGAACAGUAUGAAUUGUACUGUGAAAUGGGUUCCACUUUUCAGCUGUGUAAAAUCUGUGCAGAGAAUGACAAGGAUGUGAAGAUAGAGCCUUGUGGACACCUGAUGUGCACUUCUUGUCUUACAGCGUGGCAGGAAUCUGAUGGCCAAGGCUGUCCUUUCUGCCGCUGUGAAAUCAAAGGAACUGAACCAAUCAUUGUGGAUCCCUUUGAUCCAAGGGAUGAAAACUCCAGGUGCUGCAGUAUUAUUGACAGCUUUAGUAUGCCCAUGUUGGACUUGGAUGAUGAUGAUGAUAGAGAAGAGUCUUUAGUGAUGAAUCGUUUGGCUUCAGUCCGAAAGUGCAAUGAAAGGCAGAAUUCACCGGUGACUUCCCCAGGAUCUUCCCCUCUUGCACAAAGAAGAAAACCGCUUCCAGACCCCCUGCAAAUCCCACAUCUUAGUCUUCCACCUGUACCUCCUCGUCUGGAUCUUAUUCAGAAGGGAGUAGCACGGUCACCAUGUGCUAGCCCAACUGGAUCACCAAAGUCUUCUCCUUGUAUGGUGAGGAAACAAGACAAACCUUUGCCAGCACCACCACCUCCCUUGCGUGAUCCUCCACCACCCCCACCGGAGAGGCCCCCUCCGAUUCCACCCGACAAUAGGAUAAGCAGACAUCUGCAUCAUCCAGAAAGUGUGCCUUCCAGAGACCAGCCGAUGCCCCUUGAAGGCUGGUGUCCCAGAGAUGUGUUCGGGACAAGUCAGUUGGUAGCAUGUCGAAUAGGGAAUGAGGUUUCUCCCAAACCAGGACUGACUGCAAUUUCAAACAUAAAUGGAAGGCACAACCGCGUAAGUUCUGAUCCAGGAUUUAUGAGGAAACACAGACGUCAUGAGCUGCCAGCGGAAGGUGCCAAGGUCUUUUCAAAUGGUCAUCCGAUAAAUGAAGAAUAUGAUGUCCCUCCACGGCUUUCACCCCCUCUUCCGGCUGCCUCCAUCAUCCCUGGUUUAAAGUAA